AUGAAGACUGCUGCAAUUUUGUCCCUUCUUCCCCUGGCACUCGCCCUUCCAGGCCAGAAGCGCUCAGGUGGCUCUGCCCCUAUCCUGAAGCCCCGGGAUGUCGAGGCCCUUCUGGAGAACAAGUACAUCAUCAAGAUGAAGGAUGACGUAUCUCAGGCCUCUAUCGACCACGUGGAUGAGCUCUUCGAGGGCGAGGCCUACCAGAAAUGGGACGCAGAUAAGCAGUUCAAGGGCCUCGCCGCCCAGAUCUCUGAGGAGGCUCUUGAAGCCAUCGCCGAGUUGGAAGAUGUUGAGUAUAUUGAGCAGGAUGCCAUCAUCAAGAUUGACUACGUUCCGGAGGAGAUUUCCACCACUGAGACAGCCAAGCGUGCCUUGACCAGCCAGACUGCCGCCUCUUGGGGCCUGGGCCGGAUCAGCCACACCGCACGUGUUUUGACACCCUACGUCUACGAUACCUCCGCCGGCAGCGGAGUGUGCGCCUAUUUCGGUGGUCGGGCUACAUUCCUCGCCAACUAUGCCGACAGCAGCAACACUGACGGCAACGGGCAUGGAACCCAUGUCGCGGGCACCAUCGGUGGAAGCACAUACGGGGUGGCCAAGCAGGUCACUCUGUACGGUGUCAAGGUCCUAGACGCCAGCGGGUCCGGCACGAACUCGGGCGUGAUUUCUGGUAUCAACUACGUGGCGACCGAUGCCCCCAAGCGCUCGUGCUCCUCUGUUGCAAACAUGUCUCUCGGCGGCGCCAAGUCAACGGCAGUGAACUCCGCUGCUGCCGCCCUCGUCCGUGCCGGUGUGUUCCUUGCUGUCGCCGCUGGAAACAACGCGGCCAGCGCUGCCAACUACUCCCCUGCCUCCGAGACUACCGCCUGCACUGUCGGAGCUACAACCAGCUCAGAUUCCUUUGCGACCUAUUCUAACUACGGCUCUAUUGUGGACAUCCUUGCCCCCGGGUCCAGUAUCGUGAGCUCAUACAUCGGAAGUACUAGUGCAACCGCUACUCUGUCCGGAACCUCCAUGGCCUCUCCUCACGUCGCCGGCUUGGGCGCGUACUUCCUCGCCCUGCGGGGAUCCAUGACCCCCGCGGCGUUGUGCACUUACAUUCGCAACAACGCCAUCUCAGGCGUCAUCACCGGCGUCCCCUCCGGCACGCCCAACCUACUCGCCUACAACGGCGCCGCAUAA
Messenger RNA from Diaporthe batatas, 1182 nucleotides. RefSeq lists its product as uncharacterized. NCBI's taxonomy places the organism in Eukaryota, Fungi, Ascomycota, Sordariomycetes, Diaporthales, Diaporthaceae. The record is from RefSeq and is a predicted model, not a curated record. Gene Ontology annotation, biological process: proteolysis. The transcript has 4 exons. Bases 1 to 1182 code for a protein of 393 amino acids. Gene Ontology annotation, molecular function: serine-type endopeptidase activity.